Molecule: messenger RNA, 5431 nt
Organism: Caenorhabditis sp. 36 PRJEB53466
Lineage: Eukaryota; Metazoa; Nematoda; Chromadorea; Rhabditida; Rhabditidae
Source: the annotation of a GenBank genome assembly
AUGUCCAAGUCGGUGUCGAUUCCGCAGGCACUGUCCGACCUGAAAAGGACGUCCCUUCGACGGUUGAGCAGUGCUCGCGCGGGGAAUAAGAAGGCGUCCGUGCCGAUCACGACGCCUUUGAGUGGAUUUGUGAUACUUGUGGAGAGAGAAGAGAAGAUUGUCCGGUUGUAUGGUGAGCAAUGUGAUCAGUUGCCAUGCGAACAUCUUCUGAUUAACAGGAACUGCCGCCGAGCGAGCGGGCCUGAGCAUUGGGGACGAGAUAGUGGGGGUCAAUGAGAUGCAAAUCGACGGAAAAAGCUAUGAGGAGAUCACCACCUACAUUCAAGAGGUAUCACAUUUCCUCUUCUCCUUACUUUCGAUCAAACCUGUGCCAUUUUCAGUGCAUUCGUCGCAAGAUCAUUCAACUUAAAGUCCGACGACGUGCUCUCGAGAUUCCAGCCGAGAACGAGGCUUCUCUUUUCAACUGUAAGUUCUCCAGAACAUACAUCACAGACCGACUUUCCUUUUUCCCGCAGGUACAAAUUCUACCCGACUUGUGACUGACGCCUACCUGGUUUCGGUUGACAAGGAUCAUAUCAAAGAAGUGACGAAGAGACUCAAAAAGUGAGUUUCAUCUCCGUUCUUUCUUUCUCUCUCUCUCUCCAAUCAGGGUCAUACAAGUGGUUAGUGUGGUCAGGUGCGUUCGUCCAACGGGCGGUCCUCUAUUGGGAACAGAGGGAAAGAGAGAGAGAGAGAGUUUUGAAGUGCUCUGACCGACUACAUACACAUUCGAAUGCUGAAUACCAAUAAUAAUAAUAUGCCCCUCUGAGUCUUUUUCGAUUUCUUCCAUCCGGUUCCCACAAAGUUCCAACAUUUCCAAUCCGCUUCGAGUGACCCGCUUUUCUCGAAAUUAAUGAAUGGCCUUGAAACGUGGUGAAGUCAGUUUCGGCGCGAAAACACUGAGAUUAUGAAUGAAUGUGAGCUAAUUUGGAAUUCCGCCCACAACUAGGUCAGUCUUUCCUUGUCAAGGUGAAGACAGUUCUCUCAUCACUUUGGUCAUUAAUCAGUGGGUGGCUGGCAGCAUCAGCAGUAAGAGAACCUCCCAUCUCGCUUAUCACACAUUCAUUUCGUUUCAUCACUCGCAUGUCUCCAUUACACACUCAAACACAUACUGUCCCCACUGUUUCUCUCUCUCUUUCACUUUGUCUCCCUCACUAGCAGUCUGACUUGUGAUCCUAAUUUUCCGGUGUGAACACCGUUAGAAGAGCCAGCUAGCUGAAUAUCGAAUUAGACGCCUUUCACUCUCAAACAUGGUUAUUUAUUGACACAAUGCGUUUAUUGCCCUCUCCGCGUACCAUUCGAUCUCUUCAAACCAAACAGUUAUUCAAUUCGUCCUCACUUUUUCGCGCUCGUUUUUUGCGGGGGAGAAUACCCGGCAAUACCCGUAACACCCGGGGCAGGCAGGUCGUUCCAUUGUCACAGUGUGCACUUUUCACGCCUCAUGAAUCUCCGUUUUCCUUCCGUUUUCCUCAUUCUUCACACUUUCCUGUGUUCCAACGUUCUCAGCCGGAUUGUUCUCUCUUUUUCUGCUGAUAAACAUGCUCAGUAAUUUCGUAGAAGUGGCAUAUAGUGCAAACGAGUUACACAAUAACUGGAAAAAAUGAAAUGUAUCGUCAUCUUCGUCUUCGUCUUCGUCUUCUUCUUCGUUUUCAUAAAUAUUUGUGUACAGGUGGGGGGCCAAUGUAAAGCUGGUGAUGAGCAAACACGCGGUGCGCACGAAAGAUGAUGAAGAUGCAAAACGGACUGUGUGUGAACAACUACAAUACCUCUCCAUUGUUUCUGCCUCUGUGUACAAUGGAAUCUGUGACCGCGGCCCACAAUUCCAGGUUCUCUCCAACUGGAUUCCGAUGUCAAAUUGAAAGAAUAAGAGAGGGAGAGGGACACUCUGUUCUAUUGAUUUCGAUUUACUAGAGUUGUGAAGUGUAUUGUCCAAAAGUGUGUUGAUCGGAAACGCAAACAAGUAUGACUUUUUACUUUUCCACUUUUUCGUCGUCUAUGUAUACAGUAGCAAUGGUCAUUUUUGCGUCCAAAUUCUCCCACCCACCACAAAACAUAAUACUAGCCUUCGACUUCCGUCACAGCGGCACCCUGCCUGAAGUGCCUAACCUUGUCUAAUUAGACUCCGCAGUCUCUCUCUCUCCCUCUGCCAUAUCCCGAAACGCCCUGAUUGUUGGAAUAAUUGGCAUAUAUGCACGGUCUCGUUCUCUCAUUCUCUCCCACCUUUACCGUGUGCAAAAGGUCGGUAAUACCCGUCACCCACCCCUCUCCCCCUCUUCUCUUUGAUUUUCCAAAAUAACCAGUCGGAUAUAUGCGUAAUCCCCCUUCUCUUCGCUUUUCUCUCUUUAUCGCUUUCUCUGGGUGGGUGCUGACGACGAACACAUCAUUCAUCGUUAUAACCGAGAUACCUGAACCUAUCGAAUAUAGAUCCGAAUCCGCCCGAAAGUGCGGCAGGUGUGAGCGGGCUUCUUCCGGAAAAGGCAGGUGCUGGGGUCGAGAACGGGCAAUGAACGGACGGACGCAUUAGCCCCCGACCCAAACCGAUUUAGAUGCUUAUCGGUCGAAACUAGCCAACAGAGACCGUUUCCGCUCACAAAACCAACGUUCUUUGCGCUCUUUUCAUCGUUUUGUACUCGUGAUCAAGUCUGAGAAAGAGAAAGGUCACUUUUCGUACGUUUAUUACUGGGAACUUGUGUGUGAGUGUGUGUGUGUCGAAAGGUCGUACUUCCUCUCGAUCUUUUGUGCUCGCGGAGCACUCCUUUUCCGGCGUUUCCUCAAGACUCACCCCAUUACGUUCCUAAUCAGCUGUGGUCUCUCUUCUUCAAUUUAUUUGUCAUUCGUCUCUUUUUCUGAUGACAAUACUGCUUUUUGCUCACAUAUUGUCAUCGUUGAUUGCUUCUCCCUUACAAAAGGGCGUUCACAUCACAAUAGUCAGAUAUCUUGAGGGGAAAUGCAAGUGAUUCACAGUUUCCUUAUCGUUUGCCUCCUCCCCCGCCGCUUAUCACAUUUGCUCCAUUCAAAUUGUGUUAUUGCCCAGUUCCCUUGUGAAUCACCACACCCAUUUCAUUGCUAAUUUUUCAGAGAAUACCCGGAAAUCCAUACGUAUGACAUGGAACACAUUGCUGCCACGUCAGGCCCGCCAACCGUAGCCCCUCGCACUUCCGUUCACACCAAUGGCUUCGGAAUCGAGAGGGGAUCACUUCGACGCCCGCCGGAACAGUUUGAAAUGCAGGAGAAGCGGCGGAAAGAGCAAGAGAGCACAUUUCUGCGGAGUUCUCUCAGAAAGUCCAAGAAACUGCAGUCACUGGCGAAGAAUGUGGAUCAGAGUGAGUUUUAUUUGUACUUUUUCGCUAAAGCAAAUGUUUUGAUGAUGCAGGAGGAGACGAGCCGAUGAAGGUGACAUCAUUCGCGAAUCCGUUGGCCGAAGUGGAAGAGGUUCACGUGAGGAAGAGUGUCAAUGAGAACGGAACGACGAGGAUUGCAAUAAGUGACGACGGCGUCGAACAGUCAGAAGUUCUGAUUGACGAGGAGAAUAAGGAUUCGAUGCGUAAGUCUUGUGGAACUGAACUUUUCCUUCCAACUUCCACGCUUCAGAUCUUGAUGACGUUAUAAUCUCUGUCGAACGCAUAGCCACAAAGCUCUCUUCAAUGCAAGGCCGCGAGAGUGACGUGGCAAUGCUUCGUGACUUCUUCGCCGCUCCCCCAAUUCAAGCGGCCAUCGAGCAAACUGUGAAGCAGAACGGAAAGUGCGGCACGACGUCAUCCGGGAUCGGAACUGAUUCCGGAGGAGACUCCUCUUCCUGCACAUCCUCUCCAAUUCCUCCAGUAACAAUGAAUGGCAAAGAUGACCGUUGCCCUUCGACAGCUUCUUCAUCUUCAGUUUCUCCUCGAAAUGCUCCAAACGUGAAAGUGGUUGAAGUGGUGAAGGACGAAGACAGUUACUUGGGAGCCACCGUCAGAAAUGAGAACAAUCGGAUUGUGGUGGGAAGAGUGGUGAAAGGAGGAAUCGUGGAGAAGCUGAACCUUUUUCAAGAGGGGGACGAGCUUCUGGAGCUAAACGGAUCGUCACUGAAAGGAAAACAAGUCAACGAGAUCUGCGAUAUCCUUCGCAACCUUUCCGGUCCUGUCACUUUUGUUGUGGCUCCGAAAGAAGAAGAGUGUGACGUGGCAAGCGGAGCAAUCGGAGAGUCCGCGGUGGCCAAAAAGACCCAGCACGUGCAGCAUCUCCGAGCUCUUUUCGAUUACGACCCGGAAGACGAUGUGUACGUUCCGUGCAAAGAACUGGCCAUGAAGUUCCAACGAGGGGAUAUUCUACACGUUCUGAACACGAGAGACGACAACUGGUGGCAGGCGUAUCGGGACGGAGAAGACACGCAACACUCUCUCGCGGGGCUCAUUCCGAGCUCUUCUUUCCGACAACAGUAAGUUCUUCCCGAAUCGUUUUUAAUUGAAAUCAACCCUUUCCAGAGUUGUUCUUUAUGCAGAUGAGCUUGAAAGAGAGCAUGAGCAGAAGAGAAAGGACGGAAAAGGAAAAAAGAAGAAGAAGUUGGAAGUGAAGAAGGGAGCCGACGAGGAGAAUCUUCCGGCCAUCGGAGUGUACUCGGACUUCUUGACCUACGAGGAGGUGGUCCUCGAACUGCCGAAAGCCACGCAUCGGAGACCGAUUGUGCUCUGCGGAGCCGAAGGAGUCGGGUGUCUGAAACUGAGAGAUCGGCUGCUGGAAUCCGACAGAAUCACUCUUGCGUGCCCCGUUCCUUGUCAGUUUGAACAAUUAUCAAUAUCCCAAAUGACAGUGACAUUUUCAGACACAUCUCGUCCGCCGAAAGAAGGCGAAUUCAACGGAGUUCACUACCAUUUCGUCGCGAAACAAAAGUUCCACGAGGAAGCAAAGUCCGGAAAGUUUGUCGAGUUUGGUGAAUAUCAAAAGUAUUGGUACGGCACUGCCAAGAAAGACGUCAUCAACGUCAUUGAACGGGGCAAGACGUGUGUGAUGACACUCAAGGCAGAGGUAAAGGCGAACUUUCCCGACUGUCAGUAUCAUUAUUUUCAUCUUCAGAGUCUCGGAGCGAUCCGCUCUCCGGACAUACAGCCCUACAUUAUUUUUGUGGCAGCUCCGUCCCUCCACGUGCUCCGAAGGCAGCGAGAAGUCGAAGGAACGUUCGGAGUGAAGGACGACGAACUGAAGGCGAUUCUCUCGCAGAGCAAGAUCAUCGAACAAGUCUGUCUCAAAGAAUUUGAGUUUAUUUUUCAACGGAAGCUUGCAGAAGUACGGUCAUUUGUUCGACGGCAUCAUUGUGAACGUCGACUACGAAAAGUCGCUGCGAGAACUGAAGCAGAUGCUGACGAAGGUGAACACGGAGCCGAUGUGGGUGCCCGCCGCAUGGACCGCCUGUUGA